CUUUUUCAACCUAUUUCUUUCUUCAUACUUUUCAUUUUUUGGGUUAGGGUUUCUUUUCUUUUUUUCUUUUUUUCUUUUUUUGUUGUUGCUUGUAUUCAUUCCUCUUUUCUGUUUCUGGGAUCGAACCACAAGAUCCGUUUGCUUUCCGGGGGUUUUAGAGCAGCUGAAUUUAAGAGCUCAAAGCUUUUGCUGGUUACCUGUGUUCUACUCCGGACAGCCAAGUUUCAUGUCUGAAUUCAACGUGCAGAUUCCAUCUGCUUUUGACCCAUUUGCUGAUGCAAAUGCUGAGGACUCAGGAGCCGGAGCAAAAGAGUAUGUUCAUGUGCGCAUACAGCAACGCAACGGGAGAAAAAGUCUGACAACUGUUCAAGGAUUGAAGAAGGAAUUUAGUUAUAACAAGAUUCUUAAGGACCUGAAGAAGGAAUUUUGCUGUAAUGGCACAGUUGUUCAAGACCCUGAGCUAGGCCAGGUUAUACAACUUCAGGGAGACCAAAGAAAGAAUGUGUCUACAUUCCUUGUGCAGGCUGGUAUUGUGAAGAAGGAAAACAUCAAGAUUCACGGUUUCUAAAAACCAUCAAGUUUGUGUUUACAGCAGCUUAUAACUGAUAGUAGUGGAUAUAAUAUAACUAUUUUUAGAACUUACGAGUGCAUGCUACAACUCUGGAUCAAUGUACGUUUGCUUUGCUUUGUUAUGCAGACCAAGUUAUGGAUUGGUGGACGUGGACCCUUUUAGUUAAUAAUAUGUUUCCUGCUUUCUUAUCUUAUCUCAAUGGCAACUUUAGAUCUUGACCUCUCAUUUUCCUGAUUUUUGUUAUUUUGUUUAUAACGGGGUCGAGAUAUAAAUUAUUUGCAGCAUUGUUCCUCCACGAGUCCUGGUUUCUCGUGAUCAAAUUGUAUUCUCAGCAUUUUUAUUCAUUUA
Messenger RNA from Cucumis sativus (cucumber), 919 nucleotides. Its product is annotated as protein translation factor SUI1 homolog. The transcript is spliced from 5 exons. Gene Ontology annotation, molecular function: translation initiation factor activity; RNA binding. Lineage: Eukaryota; Viridiplantae; Streptophyta; Magnoliopsida; Cucurbitales; Cucurbitaceae. Bases 227 to 568 code for a protein of 113 amino acids. The record is from RefSeq and is a predicted model, not a curated record. Gene Ontology annotation, biological process: translational initiation.